This is a messenger RNA of Didymella exigua CBS 183.55, 2417 nucleotides long. RefSeq names its product MFS general substrate transporter. Gene Ontology annotation, cellular component: fungal-type vacuole membrane. Lineage: Eukaryota; Fungi; Ascomycota; Dothideomycetes; Pleosporales; Didymellaceae. The coding region runs from base 343 to 2097 and encodes 584 amino acids. The record is from RefSeq and is a predicted model, not a curated record. The transcript is spliced from 4 exons.
GUCCGCUCUUCGCUGUACGCAGGCUUCAUUGCGUAUUUAGGACGCUGAACAGUUUUCCUCGGAGCCACCCAGCUUCUUUUUUUCCCCAGUCCAGCUGUUGCAGUGUCGUUACAUCCAUAAAGCGAGGUGCUGCACGUCAAUCCCGCUUCUACCGGUAAAGCUUCGUGACGGCGCCGUCAUCCGGCUGUUACUACCUACCGAACAGCUUCCUAGGCAAUUUCUGAGCACGCGCGCAAGGCGAGGGUGUCAGUGCAGCAUCCAAGUGCGCUUGCAUCUUCAGCUGCUCAGAAGUAGCAAAUCGUACCCUGAGCCUGCAGAGAACGAGGAGUCAAGCCGCCCAACAUGUCUCUCUCGGAGCGCCUCACGACGAUGGAGGAGUACCAGCCAUGGAGUGCGCCUGGCAGUCGCGAAUCUUCGCGCAACCGUAAGAUGUCGUUCAACCCAGUUGGAGCGUGGACCGAAGCUGCGGGUGAGGUGCAGCCGGUUGGCGCAUUCGAGGUCCCAAAGUGGAAGAGAUGUCUGCAGGUAUGUCUUGCCUGCAUCUACUGCCUUCUCGCCGCAGGCGUGGUCUUUGGAUACGCAGCGAUCAAACCGGUAUUGCUAGCCGAAGGCGUGUACAGAGACAAAUGUUCAAAGCAAGAGCGCAAAGAUAAUGUGUAUGUUUGCUACGAGCAAGAAUUGAGACUCAAUCUUAUGUUCACCGUCGCCGCAGUAUCCACGAAUGUCGUCGCUCUGCCCGUUGGCACUAUUUUGGACUGCUAUGGGCCUCGCGUGUCUGGCAUAAUCGGGGCAAUCUCGAUCACCGUCGGUGCUCUGCUAUUCGCAUUCGCAGCAGAGCUCCCCUUUGAUGCGUACAUCCCUGGAUAUUUGUUUCUGGCAUUGGGAGGGCCAUUCGUUUUCAUCUCCUCCUUUCAGCUCAGCAACACCUUCCCGCAGUACUCCGGCCUGAUCCUGGCUCUUCUCACAGGCGCAUUCGACACAUCAAGUGCCAUAUUUUUGUUCUACCGUCUCGCCUACCAGGCUACAGAUGGCGCGUUCACGCCAAAGAAGUUCUUCCUCGGAUAUCUCAUCGUCCCAGCAUAUAUUUUGGCAGUGCAGAUUUUCUUCAUGCCUGCAACCUCGUACAAGACCGUCGGCGAGUUAGUGACCGAGGUCGAAGAUGGGAAUAGCGUACACGACUCGGAUGACGAGAUUGAGGACCAGGCCACAGUCCAGAGCUUGCAAAACGCUCGCCGCAUACACCGAGACAGUAUCGCCAGUGAGAUCACCGCUUUAUUGGGCACCAAAGACGGCGCCAAUCAGGCCAAGGAAGAAGAGAAGAAGCGGAACAAGUCUGGCGUUUGGGGAGCUCUCCACGGACGUACGGCAUCAGAGCAGAUCAGGACCCCUUGGUUCAUCCUAAUCACAUUGUUCACUGUGUUGCAGAUGACAAGGAUCAACUACUUUGUCGCUACCAUUCGCUCGCAGUAUACGUAUAUCUUUCACGACUACUCGAAAGCCGUGGAGAUCAACAACUUUUUCGACGUCGCGCUGCCUGUUGGCGGUAUAAUCUCAAUACCCUUCAUUGGACUCAUCCUGGAUAAUACUAGUACUACAUUUACUCUAUCGCUUCUAGUUGCGAUCGCCACUACGAUCGGUGUUUUGGGAAUCAUACCGGAGACUUGGGCUGCGUACGGCAGCAUCGUUCUGUUUGUUUUGUACAGACCGCUUUACUACACUGCAGUCUCUGACUACUCCGCCAAAGUCUUCGGGUUUGCCACUUUUGGAAAAGUUUACGGAUUGAUCAUCUGCCUCGCCGGCGUUCUCAAUUUCUCUCAAUCUGCCCUCGACGCUGCAACACACAAGGUGUUCAGGAAUGAUCCUGUGCCUAUCAACGUCAUCUUGCUCGGUAUGGCCCUGCUUGUUGGCAUUGCACUCGUGUCAUUCGUGUUCAGGAGAAGCCAUAAGAUCAUGAGAGAGAACAUUGAAGAGGAGGCUGAAGAGGCAAGAGAAAGACUUAUGCCUAGCGUCAGCGUUGGCGUGCAGGACUACGGCGCCCUCACAGCGAAUGACAAUGGAACGAGCGGUGAUGAAGAGAGGAGGGGUCGCACGAUGUAGUCGACGGCGAAAGGGAACAGGGAUGGAAAACAUACCAGCCGUCAGAGCAUGAAGUUUACAUGUUUCGCAACUAACGAACUACUGGGGCGGGCAUUUCCAAUUUGCAAUUAUGCAUUCCGGGUUGCACAGCUACGUGUUUGUGGUCUUCAGCAACUUUGGAAUUUCUUGAUCUUCUCAACAGCAGGUGAGCUUAUACUUUUCGACAUUUUGAUCGACAUCUCUUGAAUAUAAUGACACAGCAGACUGUAUCUAUCGCACCAUGUCGUCUCACAUAGGCCUAGACAGUACAAACGAGAUCAAAAAAGGACGUCUAUAUUGGA